Cololabis saira (Pacific saury) is the source of this 1434-nucleotide messenger RNA. RefSeq names its product POU domain, class 5, transcription factor 3 (gene pou5f3). The coding region runs from base 1 to 1434 and encodes 477 amino acids. The transcript has 5 exons. Gene Ontology annotation, biological process: regulation of transcription by RNA polymerase II. The record is from RefSeq and is a predicted model, not a curated record. Gene Ontology annotation, molecular function: RNA polymerase II cis-regulatory region sequence-specific DNA binding; DNA-binding transcription factor activity, RNA polymerase II-specific. Lineage: Eukaryota; Metazoa; Chordata; Actinopteri; Beloniformes; Belonidae.
AUGUCUGGAAGAGCGCAGAGUCCGGAGUGCCAGAGCCGGCCCUAUGACUUCAGCCGGGCCAGUGCUUGCGCGCAGGGUUUGGAUCAGGACGGCUUGGGCAACGCUUCCACAUUCCAGUUUCCUCACGGCGUUUUGGCAGAUCCGAGCUUGCUUUACAAUAAAACCGUGUAUGGUAGUGUUACCCAUGCACCCGCGCAGAGCUUUUUCCCCUUCCCACCCGUGGCCAGUGACUACAGGGUGGCCGACCUUCAGGCUGGAGACUUCGGACAACCCAAACAUUGGUAUCCCUUCGCUGCGCCCGAGUACACCGGCCAGGUACCCGGCGCAGCCGCGGCCUCCCAGCCCAUAAACCUGAGCCCCACGAUUGCCGAGACCCGGGAGCAAAUCAAAUUACACGAGAUUAAGACGGAAAAGGACACAGAUGAAGACUACUCCACUGAGAUGAAGGCCCAGCAGUACCCGACACAGCCAACCUCCUCCACUAUGCCCCAUGGCCUCUUCUACUCGGCGGCCUGGAACCCGUCCUUCUGGCCCGGGAUCACCCACAUCCCCCCAGCUGGUGGUGGGAGCAAUAACCUAAAUCCCUCAACGUCCUCGGCGUCUUCUCCGUCUUUGUCUCCUUCACCCCCGGGCAACGGGAUUCCGGGGAGCGCGUUUUUCAACGUGAACUCCAGCCAGGCCGCCGCGGAGGCCCCGGCGCAGAACCCCACCGGCUCCACGCGGAGCAGCGGCUCCUCCAGCGGGGGCUGCAGCGACUCCGAGGAGGAGAACCUUUCCACUGAAGAGCUGGAGCAGUUUGCCAAGGAACUGAAACACAAACGGAUUACUUUGGGCUUUACCCAAGCAGAUGUUGGCCUUGCACUGGGUAAUUUAUACGGUAAGAUGUUCAGCCAGACAACCAUUUGCCGUUUUGAGGCUCUGCAGCUCAGUUUUAAGAAUAUGUGCAAACUGAAGCCCCUUCUGCAGAGAUGGCUGGACGAGGCAGAGACCUCGGAAAAUCCUCAAGAUAUGUACAAGAUUGAGCGGGUAUUUGCUGAUACCAGAAAGAGGAAGCGGAGGACCAGUCUAGAGGGAGCAGUGCGCUCUGCUUUGGAGGCCUACUUCAUCAAAUGUCCUAAACCCAACACUCAGGAGAUCACCCACAUCUCAGAUGACUUGGGGCUGGAGAGAGAUGUGGUACGAGUUUGGUUCUGCAACCGAAGACAGAAAGGGAAGCGUCUGGCGUUACCAUUGGACGAGGAGUGUGAUGGCCAUUACUAUGAGCAGAGUCCUUCCCCACUGAACAUGGCCCCUUCCCCCAUCCCCACACAAAGCUACCCAUUACCCAGCUAUCCGGGAGCACCUCCUCCCACUCUCUAUGUGCCAUCUCUUCACCGGCCCGAUGUCCUGAAACAAGCCCUGCAUCCUGGACUGGUUAGUCACCUGACAGGAUAA